Messenger RNA from Danio aesculapii, 8753 nucleotides. It is a transcript of the gene elovl5, whose product is annotated as ELOVL fatty acid elongase 5. The record is from RefSeq and is a predicted model, not a curated record. NCBI's taxonomy places the organism in Eukaryota, Metazoa, Chordata, Actinopteri, Cypriniformes, Danionidae. Gene Ontology annotation, molecular function: fatty acid elongase activity. Gene Ontology annotation, biological process: fatty acid elongation, monounsaturated fatty acid; very long-chain fatty acid biosynthetic process; sphingolipid biosynthetic process. The transcript has 8 exons. The coding region runs from base 245 to 1120 and encodes 291 amino acids. Gene Ontology annotation, cellular component: endoplasmic reticulum; endoplasmic reticulum membrane.
UGUGUGUGUGUAGAGUGUUUAAUGUGUCUCAAAUCGAUGCGUGUGUGCUCGCAGACUUUGCCCUGAGAGUCUUCCAACACGUCCCGUUAUGCGCAUCAGAUGAAGGUGGACUACACACACUCAUGACGCUCAUUAGUUCAGCAGCUUCACACACACUCACACACCCUCCGAGGACAGCAUCCGCACAGGACGGAGCCCCGAAUAACGCACACACUCACACACUUCUGAAGACUAAAGGUUGAAGAUGGAGACGUUUAGUCACAGAGUGAACUCUUAUAUUGACUCCUGGAUGGGACCCAGAGAUCUCAGGGUCAGAGGAUGGUUUCUGCUAGACGACUACAUUCCCACCUUUAUCUUCACUGUCAUGUACCUGCUGAUUGUGUGGAUGGGACCGAAAUACAUGAAGAACAGACAGGCGUACUCUUGCAGAGCCCUGCUGGUGCCGUAUAACCUGUGUCUGACGCUGCUGUCUCUCUAUAUGUUCUAUGAGCUGGUCAUGUCUGUGUAUCAAGGCGGGUACAACUUCUUCUGCCAGAACACCCACAGUGGAGGAGACGCCGACAACAGGAUGAUGAAUGUGCUGUGGUGGUAUUACUUCUCCAAGCUCAUCGAGUUCAUGGAUACCUUCUUCUUCAUCCUGAGGAAGAACAAUCACCAGAUCACAUUCCUGCAUGUGUAUCAUCACGCCACCAUGCUCAACAUCUGGUGGUUCGUCAUGAACUGGGUGCCGUGUGGACACUCGUAUUUUGGUGCUACGUUUAACAGCUUCAUCCAUGUACUGAUGUACUCGUAUUACGGCCUGUCGGCGGUUCCAGCUUUGAGGCCGUAUCUGUGGUGGAAGAAGUACAUCACUCAAGGACAGCUGGUCCAGUUUGUCCUGACCAUGUUCCAGACGUCUUGUGCUGUGGUUUGGCCGUGUGGAUUCCCUAUGGGCUGGCUGUAUUUCCAAAUCUCUUACAUGGUCACGCUCAUCCUGCUCUUCACAAACUUCUACAUUCAGACCUAUAAGAGACGUUCGGGAUCCAGGAAAGGCGAUUACCCCAAUGGAUCAGUAAACGGCCACACUAAUGGAGUGACGUCCAGCGAGAAGAUUAAACACAGAAAAGCACGAGCAGAUUGAUGGCAGUUCAUCCAUUAUUGAUACGCACACACUAGAUACAUGUAUGUCUGUCCACUGACCACGCUAAAAACAUUUCAUAUUCGAGAGACUCCUUACACGUUUGCACACUGCAACCUCAUGUUAUUCAUAUUGAAUCCAAAACACAUUGCAUACGAGAGCUACGGUUAGAGUCCAGGUUAGCUUAAAUCGAGAAUAUAGAGUUGAAGACUGAAUUAUUCGCCCUCCUGUGAAUUUUAUUUUAGUUUUUUUAAUAUUUCCCAAAUUAAGUUUAACAGGAAUUUUUAACAGUAUUUCCUUUUAUAUUUUUUCUUCUGGAGAAAGUCUUAUUUAAUUUAUUUCAGCUAGAAUAAAAGCAGCUUUUAGCUUUUUAAAACCAUUUAAGGUCAAUAUUAUUAGCCCCCUAAUUAGCAAUAUUUGUUUUCAUUUUGUUGUCUACAGAACAAACCACUGUUAUGCCUAAUGCUGAGUUCAGACUGCGUGAAUUUGAUCCGCCGACAGGUUGAGAGAAAUUGUCAACAAAUGCCUGAAAUCACUGGCAAAUUGGUGCUCAUUCACGUGAGUGACAAUAACACAAUGUGAACUAUUAAAGGGCACAUAGUUUACCUCUUUUUUAUGAUUUAAUAUUAAUAUUCUGGUUCUUCUGAGUGUGCCAGUUUAGGUUCAGUUUAAAACACAAUUCAGAUUUGUUUAUUAUAAUGUGUUAAAAGUGUCAUGUUGGGGGCGUGUCCACAGCUCGCUGAUUUAGGGGUGUGUUGCUUCACAUGUAAAUUAAUUUCGGCUUCCCGCCAACAUAACAAGGGGGCGGGGCCAUGAGCUCACCCGCUCUGUGUUUGCAACACAGACAGGCAGACUGAGAGACUGAGACUGAGAGGAUCCGCAUUCAGUCGUACAUGUACGACUCUGACACAGACCAAUCAGAGAGUACAAAAUCAUUUGUGUGUUUGUACAGUUUUACAGCCAACUGUGUGCUAGUUUCAAGUGCCGAGUGUGUACACAGAAACUAAUAACCACGCACACUGAAUUAACUUUGACUGAGGCACCGGAUGCGCCGCUCGAAGCCGCGACACGGCACACCAGACACUCUCUGUGGCGCAGCAGAAACAUGAAGUGUCCCGAAUCGUCGCGUCACGCAUUUUUGAAUUCUAAACAUAGGUUUCUGCAGCGGUCCGCGGCGCCCAGCCGUCGUCUUGAGUGUACCCUGAUAGAAACCGAUGUUUAGAAUUCUAAAACGCAUGCUAGUUAAGAUCACAGGGAGCUUCUGGGAUCGCGAGAAAUGUAAACGGCUGAAGUAUAAGGUAGACUCAAUGAGAAGUACACAUGUUUGCAAACCCACCUAAAGAUACAACCAAUAAUUCUGAUUAGAGCGAUAAUGUGGAGAAUAUUGAUCUUGUGUUGAGCCCAAUGAGCCUUGCAUCUAAAAAUAGAGCUAGCGUGUUCCUUUAGUGAUAUCGCUUCGACUCACGCUGAAAAUGGCGGACGUGAAUCAACAAACUGAGGAUAUGAUGACGCGCCUGUCAAUCAGUAUUGGUGGGCGGGGGGACCGCACUCCUACGUCAAGUUGUGGUCGAUUUGAAAACCGCUCCAAUUGGUCCACCGUUUUUUAUGUUGUUAAAUUGAAAAAAAAGCACUGGGUGUGCUUAUAUCACCCCAAUAUGACGGUCUAUACACCAUACAUGCACAUAUGGCUGUCCAAACAGCUUGAAAAGCAGAUUUUUUACCAUAGGUGCUCUUUAAAGUUCACACUGCCGAUGAGUCACCAAUACCCGUCAGAUAUUUGGCUUGUUAAAUAUCUGGAGCUGUCUGCGAUUCAAAAUCAUGCUGUGUGAAAUGUGUUCUGACUGAAAAUAACAUCGGCGUUACCUACAGCCAGUGUUUAAUUUGUAAAUUGCGAGGUCCUGGAACAGAUCGUUGGAACGGGCAUGUUACCAGACGAGGGAGAGGUGUAGAAACUGAAGAGCUUGGGGUGGGGGGGGAUGGGGUGGUAGUUGAGAUGUCGCGGACAAAAGUGAAGAGGGUUGGGGAGUCGUGGAAGAAAGUGAAGAGGUGAGGGGAGGGAUCGGUAAAAUGGGGUGCCAGAUCUGGAUCCGGCUUGAUCCAGCACAAAUUAAGCCCUACCUACAGCCAAUGAGUGAGCAGCAUCCACUAGUAUGGGUAUCUCCAGGCCAGUGGGAGUUUUGGGGGAGAAGUCAAUGGCUCCUUUUCGGUCUAUUUAAACACAAGAAAUGGAGGAAAAACUAGUGUAAAUUUGGCAGGAGCACCCGUGUCGGUUUGAUGUGUCAUCUGAGCGAUACCACAACUGGGUCGAAAAAGAAAAAGGUUGAAGAGAAUUUGCUGAUUCGCUUCAAUAGCCAGGAGAGCAAAACAAGUACAUUUUCUCGCCCACUAAAGGCUUCAUUCUCAUUAUGUAGUCAAUAACACAAGAUAUACUAUGUGACCUCGCGUUGUUUCCAUGUCACUUCCCGCGUGUGUUUGGCUGUGAGACGUAGUUUGUGGACCGAGACAAAUUGUCGGCGAUUCUUCCUAUUGUAAAGUCAUGCAGUGUGAAACCCCAACCAAAGAGAAAAGAAAUCAGUUUUUAGAAAUGAGCAGGCUCACACGGAAUCUGCAGAUGUUUAGCCCAUCAUUAAUUAUUUUAUUCACUUGAGUAAAUGUGUGUGAAUCUAUAUUUAUUCAGUUUUUAAAUUAAUUUCAGUAAUAUUAUUGACUAAUAUGAAAAUGUUCAUCUGAUUUAUGUAUAAUGCAGUCUGUACAGUAAUAUUUUCUGUCGUUUAGUAGAGAUAUUAUAUGAGAGACUUGCUUUGUUUACAAAUAAAGUGAAUCUAAUUGGAUUUUCGUUUUAAACAUUAAAUAAAAAUUUAAAAUAUAUCAUUUUUUAUUUCACAUAUUAAGGUUUUAGUUAUCAUACUAAUAAAAUAAUUCAGCAGAAAUCUGCAGAUUUUUACCAAAAUUCUCCGCAGAAAUAGCUAAAAACAUCCGCAGAUUCCGUCUGGCCCAAGAAGUGAAGUUUCAUAAACUAGUUUCGAGAGGAGCACGUGAUAUGAUUGAGCACGUCUGGCUGCUCAUCUGUAAUCAGUAAUAAUCCAAUCAGAGUGAUCCUAGUUUACUAUAAAUGGAUCAUUUUCUCCCUAAUGUUUUAUCUUCGUUUGGAAGAAUCCCCCCUUCCACCCCAUCUCCUCCUUUUCCUCCCUUUUCUAAAGGGGGAGCUCUCGAGACCUACCUGAUCUCGGAUCUCCUGAUAUGCUUAUCAACCGGGCGGGAGCCCUGGGCUCAAAUAUCUCCGAGCUCAGGGUUCUCUCCUGGGACAACAUGCCAAACCUGCUUUAUACGCCAAGCAUAUCUAAGUGGGAACUCUUGAAAUGAGUUAUUAAAACAAUUAUGUUUAGAAAUGUGUUGAAAAACAUCUCUCCGUUAAAUAGAAAUUUGGGGAAAAAGUAUACAAUAAUUCAGGAGGGCUAAUAAUUCUGACUUUAACUGUAGGUUGAUUUUUCUUGAAAUGUUAAGACGGCUAACCUCAUUACUGUACUAAUUUACACUGGUGUUUUCACUAAACAUGUUUGUAGACAUAAUGAAGAAUGUAUGAGAGGAAAUGACCAAAAACAAUGGCGUAUGCCACUUUUACAGAGCUCUUAGCAGGCCAGAACAUGUGUAUUAUUGUGUAAAACUUUACAAUAAGACGUCAUUUAUGAGUGAAUGGACACUCAUUUUCCUUCAGUUUAGUGCUGAAUGGAAACAGCGGAAUGAAUCGCCAACUUAUCCAGCAUAUGGUUUACACAGCGGAUGCCCUUCCAGCUGCAACCCAGUACUGGGGAAGCAUGAAUGGACAUGAACAUGUAUAUCUUUUAAUGUUUAAACCAAGACAUUUUUAAAAGCAGUUGUUUGAGUUGACAUGAACAAAUGACAUGUAUUUUGAUGAUUAACAUUAACAAAGAUAUGAAUAAAUGUGCAGCAUGGUGGCCUCACAGCAAGAAGGUCACUGGUUUGAGUCCUGGCUGGGUCAGUUGGCAUUUCUGUGUGGAGUUUUCAUAUUUACCCCGUGUUGGCGUGGGUUUCCUCCAGGUUUCUCCCACAGUCAUAACACAUGCUCUAUAAGUGAAGCGAUGAACUAAAUUGGCCGUAGUGUAUGUGUGUGUGUGUGAAUAUGAGUGUGUAUGGAUGUUUCCCAAUACUGGGUUGCAGCUGGAAGGGCAUCCGCUGCGUAAAACAUAUGCUGGAUUUGUUGGCGGUUCAUUCCACUGUGGCGACCCCUGAUAAAUAAAGGAACUAAGCCGAAGGGAAAUGAAUGAAUGAAUAUAUUGCUCGCUGUUAGUCACAGUAAUAUAUUAACUAAUGCAAACGAAGCAGGUCUUAUUGUAGUGUUACUAAUUAACAGACCUUUCAGAAGUGAAACGCUGACUCAUUGCAGAAUUGUGGGAACAUUUCAAGCAUUUUCCAUUCAUUUUCUGUAAAUUGGAAUGAUUAUUCAUUGUGAAAAUUAUAUUUUUACCCAAAAUCUCAUGAAUAUUUUAGAAAUGAGCCAGCGUUUGACAUUGAGGAUGCACUGAUGAAUGUAAAAAAGCAGUUUUGUAUAUAUGAAUAGGAGUGAAUUGCAGAAUAUUUGUGAUCCUGGACCACAAAACCAGCCAUAUGUGUACAUUUUUGGAUUAUGCAUUAUCUGAAAGCGGAAUAAAUAAUAAUCCUAUUGAUGUAUGGUUUGUUAUAAUUGGACAAUAUUCGGCUGACAUUCAACUAGUUAAAAUCUGGAGUCUGAAGGUUCAAAACAAUAAAAAUACUGAGAAAAUCAUCUUUAAAUUUGUCAAAAUUAAAGGUCCCGUGAAAUUAAAAUCCAUUUUUUUAGAUGUUACUAUCAGUGUGUGAGUUUAAGGGAAAUCUAUAAGCUGGUGUGCUACAAAAAUCAUGUUUAGAAGUUAUAAACCUCUUGUAGUUUGUCACUUCCGCAUAAAUGAAUCAACGAUUUCAUCACCACGCACUUCACUUUCUCGUCAAAUCUGCUGACCAAUCAAAUACUCUCUAGUAGAUGACAUGCCCUGCCUCCUUCUUCUCAUUGGCUUUUCAUUUGUUGUGCUUGAACAUAACCACUCUUGCUGGAAGAGCUGUGAUAAAUCAAAACACUAUUGGCUGUUAUUUUUAAGGGGGCGGAGCUACUCAAUGUCCCGCCCUCUCUUCAUGUUUCAGUUGAGAUUACGUCAAACAACGAAUAAAAAAAUGCACAUUUUCAAAGCACUUCUCACGGGACCUUUAAGCUAGCAAUGCGCAUUACUAAUCAAAAACAGAGUUUUAUUAGCAUCUUAACUUGAUACUAUAAUGGUAAAAAGUAACAUGAAACUGGGUUUGUGGUCUUGGGUCAAAUAUUUAAAAGCUAAGCUGCAAAAUAAUAGCUUUGGUUUCAUUUUCUGAUGUCAAAAAAUGUUGUGAAUCAGCAACUUUUAGCAUACUUGAACAACUGCGUACACUGCAAUGACAGAAGCACAUUUAAUAACUCUGCUUUCUCUAAAGUACUGCAUGUAAAGCCCUGAAGGAAAUCAGUAACCUAUAACAAAAUAGGCGUUAGAUGCAUUCAUUCUGUCCUCUUGUUUGAACAAAUGUUUCCUCAAUUUAUCCUGCUGUUACUUUUAGCCUACAGGAAACUAGCCUGCAACAUCUGAUUAAUUCUCAUUUAUUUCAGUUUCGUUUUGCUUUUAAAUACAGAUUUACCAACUGCAAGAUAUCACCUGCUAUUAAUUCAGUAGACAAUUAAUGAGAAGCAUCAUAGAAAUAUCAACACAGCAAAUAUUCUAUGGUAACUUCACACCAAAAUACCAAUAAAGGUGUUUGUAGGCCAAAAUAAAUAGGUGUCAGUGUUUAUUCACAUUUUGAGGGUAUUCAAAUGUCUUCUUUUAUAUAAUAAAUCACUGUAAAACACGUUACUUCCCACACAUUUUGACCAAUGAGUUUCCAGAAGGCUUGUAAACAUUUGAGAUUCCAGAUUUAUACAUGUUAUGCUUAUGAAACAUUUAAAAUUGGCAUAAAACUGAAGCUUUUUUUAGUUCUUUAGUCCCUAAAGUUGACAUUGGAGCACAAAACGCGUAAAAAGUCCAUUAUAUGGGUCAAAAUAAUUAAUUUAAUAAAUAAUAAUUCUAGUAUUAAGUACAGAUCGUGUCUUAUGAAGAUAUUUUAUAUUGUAAAUAUAAUUUGUAUUAGUAAUAAACACUGCUAAUAAUUUUAAAGACAAAUUUCGACGUAUUUAUAUAUAUCAUUUUUGCACCCUCAGAUUUUCAAAACGUUUAAUCUCGGCCAAAUAUUGUCCUAUCCUGACAAACUAAAUAUUAAUGGAAAGCGUAUUUAUACUGCUUUCGUGUGGUGUAAAUAUUUAUUAAAAAUAUCUGACCUUUAUGAUUGGUUUGUGGUGCAACAGAUAUGGCUUAAAGCGGGAAUUAACUGGUUAUUGGUGGAUCUCGUGUGAGUUCGAGGUUGAUCCCGCCCUCAAGCCAGAGAACACCAAUCAGCGAAGAGAAGUCGUUAGAAGAGAUACAGCUGCGGCUGGAAGUUACGAGAAUCAUUUCUAUAUUAUUUAUUAAACUACACAUUAAUUGUAUUUUAUUAACGUCUACCCCUACCCAAAACCUCAUUGUAAUGUAAAAACAGUAAUUGUAGCAAGAAUUAGUUUUCUUAUUUAUUAAAUUACCCAUUUAUUGUGUUUUAUUAACGUCUACCCCUAUCUCAACCCUCACUGUAAUGUAAAACCGUACUCAUAACGAGAAUUAUUUAUUAUAUUACCCAUUAAACUGCAUUUUAUUAACGUCUACCCCUAUUCCAUCUCUAAACCCAACCCUCUCAGUAAUUAUAACGAGAAUUAUUUAUAAAAUUACCCAAUUAAACGGUAUUAUUAACGUCUACCCCUACCCUCACAUAGUGGAAAAAUAUUACGUAUUGUAAUACAGUGUCACGUUCAUAUGACCGAAAACUAGCACCUCACGUAAAUUAUUGAAGUAUCCAUUAAUUAAAUCAUCUCUAAUAAUUACUUCAACAUUCAAUAAUAACAUUUAAACUAAAUUAUAACUUAUAAACAUCCUUAUAUAUUUGAUUUCAUUUAUCCUUAUAUCAUAUAACAUCAAAAAAGUCUGUUUUAACAUUGGAUUUAAAACUGUCAUGAUUUUUUUUUACUUCAUAAUCUCUUGUGAAUUUUGUCACUGAUCCAGUUCCUCUUGAACUAAAUCCCCUUUAUGCCCCAAAUCUCUGAACAUGUUGGAUUAUAUCUGUCCUCUUUAUUCAAUUCAAACCUGAUUGGAGGACAUUUGCUUCAAACCCAUUCGAACAUCUGAAAAUUGUUUUAAAUAUGCGUGUUUGGUGUGACCGCUCCCUUAUUCUGCUUCAAAUUAUUUUAAUUAAUAACAAAAAAUCAUUAAUAACAUUAGUAAGUCUUGAAUACUUUACACAACAUCACCAUGAUUUCUGCCGGAGUCUAGUAGGAUGAUGAAGACUACAACUCCCAUGAUUCCACACUUAGACACCUUUGUUUGUUGUGAAUACAGCCCUCUAGUGGCUAAAACUACACACUGCACCUUUAAAGUCCACAUGAACUGGAAGCUGUGACCUUUUUAUUUCUGUAUUGUGAUGCAGUUCCUAGAGAAACGGAAUAUUAAAUGAGAAAACAGUG